Molecule: messenger RNA, 817 nt
Organism: Dioscorea cayenensis subsp. rotundata (Guinea yam)
Lineage: Eukaryota; Viridiplantae; Streptophyta; Magnoliopsida; Dioscoreales; Dioscoreaceae
Product: thioredoxin-like 1-2, chloroplastic
Exons: 3
Coding region: 279-638 (119 amino acids)
Biological process (GO): cell redox homeostasis
Source: RefSeq, a predicted model, not a curated record
CAUCUGGUCAAAGUGACCGGGCCCUACCUCAUCUCAUCCCCCUUCUCCAUCUCCCAUCUCCCGGCCAUCUCCCAUCUUUCUGUGGUUUGUCUCCAAGUUUUGUAUCUUUGAGGUUUUCUUCGUCUUUUUCCUCCUCCAUCGGUAAUGGUGGUUUGGUUUUAGGAGAUUGGAGUCGAAGGCGACCUGUGGAGAGGAACGCCAUCGAUGGUCUCCAUCCGAAGAUGAGCCUUCGCAUUUGAAAGUCUGUGAAAUGGUGGGAAAAGGGACUGCAACCUAACAUGAAGGAGGUCCAAUCAGCACAAGACCUUGUUGAUUCUUUGUUGAACGCUGAUAACAAGCUUGUCAUUGUUGAUUUCUACUCCCCUGGUUGUGGAGGCUGCAAAGCUCUCCAUCCCAAGAUUUGCCAGUUUGCAGAGUUGAAUCCAGAUGUUCUGUUCCUCCAAGUGAACUAUGAAGAGCAUAAGUCAAUGUGUUAUAGUUUGAAUGUCCAUGUUCUUCCCUUCUUUAGGUUCUACAACUUGAAACAAAUGCUUGUUCCUGCAUCAGAUGAUGUUGCAGAAGCAACUCCCAUCAGCCCAAUGUUCUCUCCAACAAGAGUCCUUAAAGGUUCUGAGGAUAAGGUUUUUAGCAAACUUUGAUAAAAUAGAGGAGAUGGCUCACUGUCAUCCCACAUUGUCAUUUUGCUCUCCCUAUUGUACAGUUUGUUACCUGUAAACCUUGUCAGAUGAAUAUUAUGAAGAAAAUGUUGUGCCUUUGUUCUUCAUUUCUAAUACCAAUGGAUGAGCUUUGUAUCAUUGAGAAAUCAAUGUUAUCAGAA